CUAUAGCUAUGACCAAUGAGAAAAGAAGUUGUGGUCACGUGUCAUCACGGUACCCACCGUGUUCUCGCUGAACACGUUAUCGCGAGACUACGCUACUUCCUUUUCCCUUUUCCCUCUGAGUCCAAGAUGGGAGUUGACAUCAGACACAACAAGGACCGCAAGGUUCACAGGAAGGAGCCCAAGAGCCAGGACAUCUACCUGAGGCUCCUGGUCAAGUUGUACAGGUUUCUGGCUCGCCGUUCAGAUGCUCCCUUCAACAGGGUCAUUCUUAAGAGACUCUUCAUGAGCAAGAGCAACCGGCCCCCUCUGGCUCUGUCCCGCCUGAUCCGUAAAAUGAAGCUUCAGGGCCGUGAAAACAAGACGGCUGUUGUUGUGGGAACCAUCACUGAUGAUGUCAGGAUUCAGAACGUCCCCAAACUGAAGGUAUGUGCUUUGAGGGUGACAGCAGGAGCUCGUAGGAGGAUCCUGAAGGCUGGUGGCCAGGUCAUGACCUUUGAUCAGCUAGCUCUAGCUGCCCCCAAAGGACAGGGCACCGUGCUGCUGUCAGGACCCCGCAAGGCCAGGGAGGUGUAUAGGCACUUUGGAAAAGCCCCUGGAACUCCCCACAGCCACACCAAGCCCUACGUUCGUUCCAAAGGCAGGAAGUUUGAGCGUGCUCGUGGUCGUAGACCCGGCUGUGCCUACAAGAACUAAAGCUGUUUCUUUGUUUUGUAUUCAUCAUAAUGCAAAUAAAGAUGGGCUAUUCAACCCCA
Pangasianodon hypophthalmus (striped catfish) is the source of this 752-nucleotide messenger RNA. RefSeq names its product ribosomal protein L18 (gene rpl18). Gene Ontology annotation, molecular function: RNA binding; structural constituent of ribosome. Gene Ontology annotation, biological process: translation. Bases 16 to 693 code for a protein of 225 amino acids. Gene Ontology annotation, cellular component: ribosome; cytosolic large ribosomal subunit. The transcript has 7 exons. The record is from RefSeq and is a predicted model, not a curated record. Lineage: Eukaryota; Metazoa; Chordata; Actinopteri; Siluriformes; Pangasiidae.